Messenger RNA from Pan troglodytes (chimpanzee), 2508 nucleotides. RefSeq names its product solute carrier family 35 member C2 (gene SLC35H1). The coding region runs from base 767 to 1864 and encodes 365 amino acids. The record is from RefSeq and is a predicted model, not a curated record. The transcript has 10 exons. NCBI's taxonomy places the organism in Eukaryota, Metazoa, Chordata, Mammalia, Primates, Hominidae.
CGGUGGGAAGAUUCCGGCCUGGAGCUCCCAGGGCCGAGGUGAGUGGGUGCGCGGCCGGCCUCCCGGCGCACUCCCAGAGGCUGGGGGGCCGGGGCUGGAGACGGGAAGCGGGCUCCCCGCCCGGGAAAUGCGCGGGUUGACAUGGGGUACGCCACGCCCCUGCCCCUCCCCGGGCCUCAGUUUCGCCGUCUGUGGAGAGGGCAGGGGUCUCCAAGCGCCCUCCUGCAAGGCACCUGCCGGACGCCGGCUCAUCUGGUAUUUCCUGAGCACCUGCGACGUCCUGGGUGCGGGACCCGGGCCGGAAUCGGACACGGCUCUGCCCUCUGAGAGGCUGCUUCCCGCGGUGGGAUUGGGGCGGGCAGUAAACACGUGAGCAAACAAGGAAACGUCAGAGGUGGGAGUGCCACGAGGAUUGGGAGGGGUGGGGCAUUGGAGAAAGUAUUCAGCCAAGCGGAGGUCUGCGGAAGGGAGCUGAAGGCAGGAAGAGCAGCAAGUAAAGAAAAACACAGCAGACCUUGGGACCUGUGAGCGCUGCAUCCAAUUAACCAUGGGAAGGGUCAGCACCAGCCACCAGCCCCUUAGGUGAGGACUCUGCCUGGGGCUCCGCUGAUGGUUCCGAAUCAUGGAGCUGCAGAGAGCUCCUCCAGCCAGGAGACGUUCUUGGUGAAAGCUGUGGUCUAACUCCACCGGCUCUUCCUGCACAUUGUAUUCAAGAGGGGUGCCUGUCCCCGCUGACUCAGGAGCUCCGGUGCUGCAGCCGCCACGAAUGGGGAGGUGGGCCCUCGAUGUGGCCUUUUUGUGGAAGGCGGUGUUGACCCUGGGGCUGGUGCUUCUCUACUACUGCUUCUCCAUCGGCAUCACCUUCUACAACAAAUGGCUGACAAAGAGCUUCCAUUUCCCCCUCUUCAUGACGAUGCUGCACCUGGCCGUGAUCUUCCUCUUCUCCGCCCUGUCCAGGGCGCUGGUUCAGUGCUCCAGCCACAGGGCCCGUGUGGUGCUGAGCUGGGCCGACUACCUCAGAAGAGUGGCUCCCACAGCUCUGGCGACGGCGCUUGACGUGGGCUUGUCCAACUGGAGCUUCCUCUAUGUCACCGUCUCGCUGUACACAAUGACCAAAUCCUCAGCUGUCCUCUUCAUCUUGAUCUUCUCUCUGAUCUUCAAGCUGGAGGAGCUGCGCGCGGCACUGGUCCUGGUGGUCCUCCUCAUCGCCGGGGGUCUCUUCAUGUUCACCUACAAGUCCACACAGUUCAACGUGGAGGGCUUCGCCUUGGUGCUGGGGGCCUCGUUCAUCGGUGGCAUUCGCUGGACCCUCACCCAGAUGCUCCUGCAGAAGGCUGAACUCGGCCUCCAGAAUCCCAUCGACACCAUGUUCCACCUGCAGCCACUCAUGUUCCUGGGGCUCUUCCCUCUCUUUGCUGUAUUUGAAGGUCUCCAUUUGUCCACAUCUGAGAAAAUCUUCCGUUUCCAGGACACAGGGCUGCUCCUGCGGGUACUUGGGAGCCUCUUCCUUGGCGGGAUUCUCGCCUUUGGUUUGGGCUUCUCUGAGUUCCUCCUGGUCUCCAGAACCUCCAGCCUCACUCUCUCCAUUGCUGGCAUUUUUAAGGAAGUCUGCACUUUGCUGUUGGCAGCUCAUCUGCUGGGCGAUCAGAUCAGCCUCCUGAACUGGCUGGGCUUCGCCCUCUGCCUCUCGGGAAUAUCCCUCCAUGUUGCCCUCAAAGCCCUGCAUUCCAGAGGUGAUGGUGGCCCCAAGGCCUUGAAGGGGCUGGGCUCCAGCCCCGACCUGGAGCUGCUGCUCCGGAGCAGCCAGCGGGAGGAAGGUGACAAUGAGGAGGAGGAGUACUUUGUGGCCCAGGGGCAGCAGUGACCGGCCAGGGCAAAUGGCUUAGAAGCAGGCCACUCCCCACCCUGCUGCCAGCACUCACUGUGCUCAAGCCGCCGGGGCUCAUCAUGGUAGCUGGGAGCUGUGGACGGGAGUCACCAGGUGGUGGGACCAAGCCAGGGACUCAUGACUUUUGCCCCUCCCUUCAGAGCCUGGUCACACAAGGGGCGAGCACCAGGCCAGCCUGGGACUGGCCAGAGCUGGGCCCAAGCUGUGCUGGAAUCACAGCAGGAGAGGGGAGUGGGCUGGUUCUUCCCACCACUUCCCAGGCUCUGACAGCCGAGACUCAUUUCCAAGGCACAGCAGCUUUCUAAAGGGACUGAGUUUGGACUGGGUUUUGGACCUCGAGGGGCUGGAGCUUCAUCACCUGGGCAGUGUCUUUUCUCAGAGAGCAGGUUUCUUUAUAGUUUGGAAAUAAAUGGUUCACGGUCCACUGGCCGCCUUGUGUUGCUGGAGACGUGGGGGCAGGGAGGGGACAGUGUGGGCCUGGCCUCUCCUUUCCCUGCCUGGAGCCUUCUUCAAAUGUCUGGUCUUAAGCCAGGCCUCCUUCAUUUUCUCGCUCCUGUUCCCCAAUGGGGCCCCACUGCACCUGCUGGCAGGAAAUAAAUGAAUGUUUACUGAGUACUGCA